This is a messenger RNA of Protobothrops mucrosquamatus (brown spotted pit viper), 7080 nucleotides long. It is a transcript of the gene TASOR2, whose product is annotated as transcription activation suppressor family member 2. Gene Ontology annotation, biological process: negative regulation of gene expression, epigenetic. Bases 1 to 7080 code for a protein of 2359 amino acids. Lineage: Eukaryota; Metazoa; Chordata; Lepidosauria; Squamata; Viperidae. Gene Ontology annotation, cellular component: nucleoplasm. The transcript is spliced from 18 exons. The record is from RefSeq and is a predicted model, not a curated record.
AUGAAACCCAGAGCUGAACAUGAGAUGAAAGUGCUGCAUCGUGCCUGGGAAGGACAGCUUUUCAUUCAGCAUCAGCAAGUGUGCCACAUCGUCCUUCGGUCGCCUUUUCAGGCUUCGCUCCCAGCUCAGUUGCCAGCCAAGCUGGAAUUCAAAUAUAUCGUGCGGAUAUCUGAAUUGCGGAAAAAAUUGCCGGAAGCUGCAUUUAAAAAAAACAGUUACUCCAAUGACGAAGUCUGUUGUCAGCAGUUGUCGUUUCGUUUAUAUCAAGUGGAAAUAUUAGACGAGAGUGAACUAAAAGAUCAGCUAAUUGGGAGCAUGAAAGAAAAAAACCUGGCACUUGUCAAAUAUGUAAAUGACCGUGGAAUCCUCCUCUUCCUCACCUCGUCCAUCUUGGCGAAAGGAAAAGGUAAGGAAGGAGACGGACGGACCGUCAGCACCUUCGAAUCCAGAUUCCGAGUCAAACGAUUUGACGACUCUCCAAGCUUUGUUUUUAUUUCCAUCGCCAGGGCGUUGGCAGAAGCCGCCAAAAAUCCCGAACUGUCCCCUUCUAACGCUUUGGUCAAAUUGCAUAUGGAGGAAUUUGCAAAGCUCAAUCGGAGUUCAGCGCCGAGCCGCGGAAACGCGUCUGGCCCAACUUUUAUUCCCAAACUUUCAUCUGAGACCCCCAAGGGGGACCCCGUGGACGAUAAGUGCUCCCCCUCCUCGUUUUCCAAAUUGGCGUUUUAUCUGUCGGACCCCGAAAGUUACACGCUGGAGGUCUCCUCCGCCUUGGCGUGUUUGCAGGGCGGCUCUCGGCCGUCCGACGGUGGCGCGGAUUUAAAUUUGGACUCCUCGCCGUUGGACGGACCGGACAAAGCUACCAGAACGGGCCAGGCUCCCCUCGCCGGCACGUCGAAAGGCAGCCCCCCCGGAGAGCGAUCCUUGCCGUGGACCAAACGGAAAUCCAGCCGCAUCCUGGGGGCCAGUUCAAAGAAGAAAUGGUCACCUCUGAAGAUGUACUGCAUGCUGGAGAACAGCAGGAAAAAGACGAAGGAGAAGGAGAAGAGGAAGAAAAAGAAGAAGAAGAAGAAUUUGCCCAAGGAAGCCGUGACACUCAGCAUCCCCGUGGCUAAAGAUCUCGGAUGCCCAACAGAUCCUAAAAAGCCUACCCUGAAAUUAAAAAACAUCCAGAAUCCACUGAGAAGGAAGAGGGGGGCCGAGGUUUUGUCUGCGGAAUUCAUUCAAGGUCCGAGUGCCUCGCCCGAGGGAGCCACGGAGGCUUCCGGCGGACCCGCCACGGAGGAAAAGAAGCCCCGGCUGACCGAGGUGGAGAAAGCCAUGAGGAACGUGGACAAUAUGGACGCAAAACGACCAACCCCGAGGAAAAAUGUCCACGGCGUGUCUUCAGAAAAGCAAAGGAUCGAGGCCAUCUCCAUAAAAAACGACGUGGCUGCUGUGGACGCCCUGCGGACUUCCACAGGGGAAGAGUGCGAUUCACACGCGUUGAACCUGUUGGCCGAUUUAGCGCUGAGCUCCUGUAACGCUCCCUUGGACAGGAACGGUCGAAGAGACUUCGGACGUUUCCGUCCAUCCCGGGAACAUUGUCUACCGCGAGGGAAAUUUUUGCACAAAUCAUCUGAUCACGAAUAUCACAGGGCUACCAAGAAAUGGAAAGGCACUUUCCUGCCCGGACAAACUUCCCGAUCGUCUUUUUGGUCUGCCAGGGAGACCGGUCGGGACAGGGACUGGCCUUCGAACGUUAAGGACCGAAAUGCCGUGAAUCCCAGCAAAAAGAAGAAUGCAAGGAUCGACCUCACCAAAUCUUCCCUGGCCCUUCCGAACGAGACCGGGGACCUGUCGGAUUCAGGCGUCAUGAUUUCGUUGGAGCACUCGUACGCCUCCCCCAUCUCCGAGACCCCCCCAAAGGGGACGCCGCGUUCUCCCGAUUCGAGGAACGGGGUGAAGCAGGAUAAACCGGGUCCCUUGGUUGGAAAAGUGCUUCCUUUCCAGCACCAGCAGAAUUCGUGCCAACCGGGCAAACCGGUUACGAACCAUUUAUCGCCCGCUCGUUUGACCCUCAUGGCGGCACGACUGAGGGAGGACUUUUCCGGCAAUCGCCAAGUGACUUCUUGCGAUAAAACAGUCCAAGUUACUUUCCAGUGGGAGGCGAAAUACCCCUUCAAUUUGGAUAGCAAAUAUACUAAUAAUUCUUUAGAAAAAACCAUCCUACGGGCAGUCCACGGGCCCUGGGAUGAAAGUCUCUCAGAUAACAUGGAGGACAUGAGGCUGAUCCUGCACAUGUGGAUGGCGCUGUUUUAUAGCAAAAAGUUCCAAGCCCUGACGAUACGAAAAGUGGUCGAACACAGUAACCCUGCGAAGUACGUGUCCCUGAACAGUCUGGUGGACCCUUUGGAGCCCAUGGAUGGUGGUGGUGGUGGUGGUGGAGCCUACAUUUUGGAGAAAGGCUCGGCGGAUUCUGUCUCGGAAGCUGUCCAGAUACUUGCUGAAGGAGGGGAAGAUGGAUCUGUUUCUCCUUCCCAGAAGCUCCUCUCGUGUAACAAACUGUCCUCCACCGACUCCUUAGUGGAAGAGAGUCCUCUGACUAAACUUGAAGAGACCACGGACCUGCUUGAGAAGGAGGAACGGUCUCGUCCUCUUCUGAAGCCCGUUGAAGAGGUGGUUGAAGCAGAGCCCAAAAAACAACCCUUGCUUCACCCUGUGCUUCCUAUUGAAAACCUGCCUGGGGUUGAUGAAGGUGUGAACCCUCCAACGUGUCAAACCAAGGCAGACAGAAGCGAAGAGACUAAGUUAAUUGGCCCUUCCCAAAACGAUGCGCUUGUGUCUACGGGACUUCCGAACGGUUCGGGAAACGAACAGCCCAUCGCAAGCACCGAAGUUGCCGUUUCCGUAACAGACAGGAGAAUUGAUGUUGGGUCUUCUUCAGAAGAGGUGAAGAAGGACGACCUCCUGGCUGGUGGUCCCAAGCUAGGAACGUCGGAAGCGGUGGGGUUCAAGGAAGACGUGACGUCUCGGGAACCCGCUAGUCCAGGAAGCAAAGUGCAAAAUCAGCCUAGGCUUCAUACUGAUCAGGAAGAGGGAGAAAGCAUGGACUUGGGAUCCAUUGAUCCCGUGCUGUCCGAAAGGAACGAUGCUAACAUGGAAGUCCAAGAUAUGGAUCUGGUUUCAGAGGACGAGGAAGAUCUCGAGGAGAAUGAUGUGAAAAGAAGGAAAGAAACGGAUGGUAUGUGGGAUGAAACAUCAUCCAGACAAGAUCUUCUCCCAUCUAGGGCAUCACCAGAUACUUUGUCCGGGCAUCGGACAGAAUUCCAGACUGUCCCAGAAGCUGCUGUAGGACCAUCCUCAAGUUCUGUAUCUCCAAACCAAAUGGGAUUGAUUGAGAUGGUCCCUCAACAGGCAAGCUCCUUACAUCCAAUGACUGUUGAAGAAAAGAUGGCUGGAUCAGCCAAGAAGAUGGAUCCCACAUCUCCAAGGCAAAUAGACAAAGUGGAGGACUCACACGAUGAAGCGAUCUUAGCAGAUUCAGUUUCCAUUCAAGCUUCCGGAGACUUCCCAAAUGAUCUAGCGACUGACGAUGGACCCUUACAAAGUCAACAGGAAUCGGUGGAAAGUCCUAGGGUUCCAAACCAAGUUGAUCCGGUUGACCUUUCCUCAGUUUCCCAGGAAGACAACAGGAUCCGUUUGUCCUGUCUGCCUUCAUGGCAGGCUAGUCCUGUCCAUCAACGAGCUUCUGAUGAAGAGCCACCAAGGAUCCAGAAAGACCAUCUGGAAAAUCCCCUGUAUCGCAUCUUUCAAAGUUCAAUCAAUCUGAUUGAAGAUAUUUCUCAGGACAGCACAGAAUUGACUGAUCCAUCUGUGCCUCUUUGCGAACCAAACAGCGACUUGUGUUUGAAUUCGGUACCAAACAGUACUCCAACUCUGCAGGAAUUGGUGGAAAACCAAGAGAGCUCCAUUGCAUCCACUCAAGGUCUUUCCCUGGCCAAAGAAAUGGAUUUGGUUGAAAAUCCUGAAGGAGAAGACCAUCCAGCUAGUCCUCUCCAGCGGGAAACUUCUGACGAAGCUGCAAAAUUGCAGGAAGAUUCCAAUACCAAACUGGAUUUGCCUGAGAAUUCUGCCGUUCCCGAAGAAAAGGAUGCCGUUCACCCAAUGGACAAUGUUUCGGGACGAGUUAAUGACCCACAGCUUGUAGAGUUCGAUUUUGGCACUCAAGAGGAGCAGACAGUCAGCCGGGGAGAAAAGAUCCUGGUGAAUUCUCAGCCCACAGAAGAAUCCCUGAGCUUGGAGUUGCACGAUGUAGAAUCUGAAACUUCCUUCAAGAAUGAAACGUGUUUGGGUCAAGAGAACAUCAGAGAUUCCUCUGCAAGAGAAGAAGCAGCCUCUGAGGAUGAGGUUGAAAAAUCAACGGUUACCACGGCUGCUGUAGCUGAAGAGGUCCACGCUUUAAUGAAUGAGUUGGUAGCCAUGGUGUGUGCCACGAUAGCUCAGAGUGAAGAAACGAGGGCUCAGAAGAGUUUAGAUUGGAUUAAUUUGGACAUGUUAGAGAGUGUGACACCUCCGGAGAGCGAUGAUGAGGGUUCCUCAACUGUCCAGCAUUCCCAUGCGGACGUGAAAUGCGCUGAUGAAUGUUUAGAACAGAUUUCCACCUUUGAUGACCAACAGGAAGACUUGCAAGCCAGGGUACAAGAAGAGUGGUGUUCAUCAUCAAAUGAGAACACGGCAUCUGAUCCAGGAGAUGUUUUUGAAAAAGAAGAACUUCAAGAGAAUGAUGCUACCUCAGCUGCCACAGGGAUCUUCUCAAGUUGUGGCACAAAUCAAGAAGAGUUGGGCACCACCAACCCAAAAGGCAGAUGGUUAUGGCUUGAAACCACCGACUACGGUGCAAAGGUGGAUGACCACGGUACGUCCACUUUGGAAAAAGUUGAGCAAACAAAGAUUAAUCCGGAAGAACCCAUUUGUAACAGGGAUGACCAUUCUAUAGGAGAAGAUGUGGAGAACCCAUCCUUUGUCCCAGCAGAAGGUCAGGAGGACUCUUUGGCAGAAGAACCUGAUCCUUUGGUUGACGGAGAUUCCAAACAAGCUCCAGAUCACCAGGAAGACGAGGCCCAAGUAGAAGCAAAGGAGUGUCUGGGAAGUCUUGAAGACCCUCUACGUGAUGAAAGGACACAGUUGACUACCAAUUCUUCAAGCAUGGAUGUAGACUGGGGAGACGAGUCUCUGACGGCGGAGAGCAGCCAAGAUCCCUGUGUUGAUUGGUAUCCCACAAGUAAACUUGAGAGUUUGGAUCAACCAAGAUUCAAGGCCUCCCCAAGCAUUGAGUCCGAGUUUACCUGUAGUUCAGGUCCUGGGAAAGAGAGUUGUAAAGAUGGGGAUUGGGUAUCCUCAGAAGCUAGCCAGAAGGCAUCAGAUGCCGGGUCCACGAAACACAACUUUCCUUUCGGUUUAAAAAAAGAGGAUUGGUCAUUAUGGCUGUCUCUUGAUGAGGACCAUAAGCCCGAGCACUUCAAGGAUUAUAUCAAUUUCUCCGUCACCAAGAAGCACAAGGAGAAAACGAGGACUUUCCACUCGUUCUCCAAAGAGCACAGCCCUUUCUCCAGAGGUUUGGGAUCGAUCAACUCCUGGAGCAGGAACUGGGGUUUUCUGAGCAAUCCGAUUCAAAACAUUGUAGACCUGGAAUCCGUGCGAUUCCAUUGCAGGAUCCGAGAGAUCCUGAAGAGGUCACAACAACGUUCUACCUCCCGUGUGCUUCCCACCAAGAAGGUCCCACCUCAAGGGAUAGGAGUGUUGGGGGUGCCGUCGAGAACAGUCUCCGAAGGGACAAUUGCUAGGUUUCCUGUUAGGAGCAGAAGUCCGCUUCUCGUCACCGUUGCGAACUCAAACCCGAGGACCGGUGGCCGACGCGAGGACUUCUGCAGCCCGUUUCCUGCCACCCAGGAUCCAUUUGGCCCAGCUGUUGCACCGAGGAGUCAAUUUGGACUCGGUCCGAAGCGUCCCAUCCCUUCUUUGCACCUCCAGGAACUGACCUACCAUAAGCUAAACAAUUUCUCCCGGGACAUCUCGUCCGUUGUCGAAGAGUUUGCCGAGUUCAGCAGAGUGAUGGCCUUUGACCGCAUGCGGACGUGCAACCCAGAGAGAGACCCCACUACUACCUCAGGAGAGGCGGGGGAGAAACGGUACCUACCUCAGCCUCCCAGGACGCUCGGCUACGAGGAUCUCCUUGCCGCACUGCGCAACACACUACACUUCCAGCUGACAAACGUAGCCCAGGAAGCGUGCCGAAAGCCUUUCUCGUUCUAUGUGAUGGAAACGGAAGACGACCCGUUCUUCGGGAGAGUAAAGAAUUUGCUGAAAAGGGGAGGUCACACCGAAGUGGACCUACUGCAGCUGCGCAAAGGAAGCGAUGUGGAAAUGGGGAACCUGCUGGUCAUCGUUCGAAACGAGGACAUUUUCUUACACAUCCACAAAGUCCCUUCCUUGCUGCGUCUCAAACGCUGCCCCAACGUGACUUUCGCCGGGGUGGACAGCCCCGAAGAUGCGCUGGCUCACACCUAUCAGGAGCUGUUCCACAGUGGAGGCUUUGUGGUGUCCGACGACGACGUGCUGCAAGGGAUGAGCGUGGGGGAGCUGAAAGAUGUGAUCAAAACUCUGGAGAAACUCAACAGUCAUGGACGAUGGAAGUGGUUUCUCCACUACCAAGAAUCCAAGAAGCUCAAGGAAGAUGCCAGGGGGGAUCCUGCCGCGUACACCAAGGAGUCGGUCCUGAAAUCGUGCCAGGUGGCCAACCUCGCCGAAGUCCUCCACUACCAUGUGUGCGACUCCAGAUCCUGCACGAGAUUCGAGCGCCUCAACUGCCUCUUGAACCUGCAGAUUCAACACAUCACCAGGCGGUUCGCCGUGUUCCUCACAGAAAACGCCAGCGCCUGCCGAGAAGCCUUAGAGGACAAAGGGAUUCUGCGCCUGGACAUUACCGGCUUCAUCACGGCCGCUCCAGAGAUGGUGGCGCCCUUCAGAAGCGGCUUCUGGGUGCACGACAACUGUGCUGCCUGCGUCUCCUGGAGUUUUAGGAUUCAGGAUCUUUUGCAAUGA